Eutrema salsugineum is the source of this 1535-nucleotide messenger RNA. Its product is annotated as mitogen-activated protein kinase 2. The coding region runs from base 182 to 1303 and encodes 373 amino acids. Lineage: Eukaryota; Viridiplantae; Streptophyta; Magnoliopsida; Brassicales; Brassicaceae. The transcript has 3 exons. Gene Ontology annotation, biological process: protein phosphorylation; intracellular signal transduction. Gene Ontology annotation, cellular component: nucleus; cytoplasm. Gene Ontology annotation, molecular function: ATP binding; MAP kinase activity. The record is from RefSeq and is a predicted model, not a curated record.
AACCUUAAAAUGGUAAUAAACGAGGAAGUCGAGAGUCAACGGUCAGAGCGUUGACCAAAUCUCUCACUCUCACCAGCCAAAUCUCUCUCUCUCUCUCUCCGCCCGAAUCUCACCGGCGAUCAUCUCUCUGCCUCACCGACGAAUCUGAUUUGUCCCUAACACUCACUCACCGGGAAGAAAAAUGGCGACUCCGGUUGAUCCACCAAAUGGGAUUAGGAAUCAAGGGAAGCAUUACUUCUCAAUGUGGCAAACACUCUUCGAGAUCGAUACCAAAUACGUACCGAUCAAACCCAUAGGCAGAGGCGCAUACGGUGUAGUCUGCUCAUCGGUUAACAGAGAGAGAAACGAGAAAGUGGCGAUCAAGAAGAUACACAAUGUGUUUGAGAACAGGAUCGAUGCGUUGAGGACACUACGUGAACUCAAGCUCCUACGCCAUCUUCGACAUGAGAAUGUGAUUUCUCUUAAAGAUGUUAUGAUGGCUAAUCAUAAGAGAAGCUUUAAAGAUGUGUACCUUGUUUAUGAGCUCAUGGACACUGAUCUUCACCAGAUUAUCAAGUCUUCUCAAGUGUUAAGUAAUGACCAUUGCCAAUACUUCUUGUUCCAGUUGCUUCGAGGGCUCAAGUAUAUUCAUUCAGCCAACAUUCUCCAUCGAGAUUUGAAACCUGGUAACCUCCUUGUGAACGCAAACUGCGACUUAAAGAUAUGCGAUUUUGGUCUAGCACGCACUAGCAACACCAAAGGUCAGUUCAUGACUGAAUAUGUUGUAACUAGAUGGUACAGAGCACCAGAGCUUCUCCUCUGUUGUGACAACUACGGAACCUCCAUUGAUGUUUGGUCAGUAGGUUGCAUAUUCGCCGAGCUUCUUGGAAGAAAACCGAUAUUCCCUGGAACAGAAUGUCUUAACCAGAUUAAACUCAUCAUUAACAUUCUUGGGAGCCAGAGAGAAGAAGAUCUCGAGUUUAUAGAUAACCCUAAAGCCAAAAGAUACAUUGAAUCUCUCCCUUACUCACCAGGGAUAUCAUUCUCGCGUCUUUACCCUGGCGCGCACGUUUUAGCCAUUGAUCUACUUCAGAGAAUGCUUGUUCUUGAUCCUUCGAGGAGGAUUAGUGUCACGGAAGCGCUUCAGCAUCCUUACAUGGCUCCUUUAUAUGAUCCGAAUGCGAAUCCUCCUGCUCAAGUUCCUAUUGAUCUCGAUGUAGACGAAGAUGAGGAUUUGGGGGCAGAGAUGAUAAGAGAGUUGAUGUGGAAGGAAAUGGUUCAUUAUCAUCCAGAAGCUUCUACCAUGAACAACACUCAGCUCUGAGCUCAAGUCUUUUAAAAGUGAUUUUCAAAGAGAUCUUUCAAAAUACUUUUUGUAUUUUAUUUCGUGUUUGCUUCUUUCUUACAAUGUUUUGUUAAUAAUAGUGUCGAAGAAGAAAAACUGCAACUUAUAAAUUACGUGAUUUGUUAUUGAAUUAUGGAUGCUCUGUUUUGUUUUUUCUGGUUACACGCUAAUGCGUCUGUAACGUUUUGUACAUACGAGUUCUUACUUCUUA